This is a messenger RNA of Dissoconium aciculare CBS 342.82, 2822 nucleotides long. RefSeq lists its product as uncharacterized. The record is from RefSeq and is a predicted model, not a curated record. Gene Ontology annotation, molecular function: phosphatidylinositol binding. NCBI's taxonomy places the organism in Eukaryota, Fungi, Ascomycota, Dothideomycetes, Mycosphaerellales, Dissoconiaceae. The transcript is spliced from 2 exons. The coding region runs from base 484 to 2415 and encodes 643 amino acids.
CCGGUACCAAAACGCCCUCCACCUUGAGCAGUGACGUUGAUUCCACAUUUUGCCGCGACAGUCAAGACCUUCCCACGCAAGCGCAUACAUGCAGCUACCAAACGUGCCCGCAUGCUCACGCCCUCCCUCCUAAUAGUCAUGAUGAGCGCGCCGACCACUCUUCGGUCUCAUUUCCAUUCUUCCUCGACCAUGGUCCGGUCAACGACCGAAUGCAGGAUAUAACGUCCCGCUUCUGUCCCAUUUCGACGCAGCAGCAUUCUGGCUUUCAAUUUCAUGGAAAUGCAGGUCCCUCCCGGAAUUGUUCGUCGUAAACAAGAAUAAUACAGUAAUACCGCCUCGACCGCUAUUGUCCGUGAACGCCAACUUCUUCCUCAAGCGCCUCAUGUUUUGACACCUGAGUGGCAUCCGUGGACAGCUGCAUUUGUCGCGGAGUACAGGCAGACCCUCACACAACCUCAAGACACACACCUCGACACAGGCAAUAUGCCUCAGACCAUCUGGGAAAGGUUCCGGAUCGGCAAUGGGUUCGCUUCUGACAAGAGGGCCUCGCAAUCAUUGGGAAAGCUCGACGUCUCGGGAAACAGGCUGAGCACUCGUUUGGGAGAUGAGGCCUUCUGGCCCACCACUUUGGACAAGGAAGGUGACAAAGCGGCCAGGAUAUUGCGCUCCUUCUGCAAGGAUGGAUUUCACGACGAGAAGAGUUCCCCGACGCAGGAAAGCACGCCACCGAAGCAGAAAGUGUUGCAGAGACUACCAGAAAGAGUUGUGAAGGAUGCUAAGGCACUGGCAAUCUUUACCACUGUGCGUACAGGGGUCUGGAAAACUGGAUCAGGUGGCUCAGGAGUCCUUGUAGCUCGCCUGCCAGACGGCUCAUGGUCGCCUCCCUCAGGUAUCCUGAUUCACACUACCGGUCUAGGAUUUAUUGUCGGAGUAGACGUGUAUGACUGCAUCGUCGUCAUUAAUAGCAAACAGGCCUUCGAUGCAUUCACGCAACCUCGAUGCACAUUAGGCGCAGAAAUGCAGAUCAGACCUGGCCCACUCGACGUAGAGGAUGCAUCCAAGCCAGCAGACCCAGUGACUCCAAGCGGUGUGUAUACGUACACCAAGAGUCGCGGGUUCAACGCCAAAAUCCAGAUAGAUGGGAGCGUCAUCAUGGAGCGUGCGGACGAAAAUGAACGUUUCUACGGCGAAGCCCUGUCUUCGAUCGACAUACUCAACGGAAAGACCCAACAUCACAUCGACCAGUUACAUAAACUCGCCGAAACUCUCAAGGCGGCCGAGGGGAGCCAGAGUUUCGAUGUCGAAUCAGUCCCAAAGGAGGCUCCCCCAAGUGAAUACGACAUUGAGCACGCCGAAACUUUCGGCGUUCCCGACAAGGAUGAUCCUGACCCUUAUGGUGUGCUCGCUUUGGAAAAAGAAGGGAUGAGCCUGAAAGAGGCUGGCAACGGAAAGCGGGCCAGCUGGGAGCAGUUCCAGUUCAAUCCGAGCCCGACUAGCCCCAUACAUACAAUAUAUGCACGCCAGAGCUCGGAUAAUAUGCGACCCGUCAGUCAAAGGACUAGCUGGCGCGUAAGCGGCCUCAGUAAUGGACCCAAAACGCCAAGUUCGCUGCGCAUCAGCCCUGAACGAGCGCCCUCCGUCACCAUGUCAGACAUGUCUACUCAGACGGACUUUCCUCAAGAGGCUCUGCCUUCUCCUACCGUACGCAGCGUUCGAAGCAGUCGCGGUGAUCGCAGCAGUAAAAGCAGUCUGGUCAGCAGCGUCCGCAGUGCAAUGCCGGACGUCCCAGAGCACAAGGUUCUCGAACCAUUCGAACGGCGCGAGCCCGAGAGUGCUAGCCACAUCAAUGGCUACACAACGCCUCCAUCGACACCUCCGACGCUGGCCACUAUCCCUCCGUUGCCGCUCGAGGCAGAACAGAGCUCUCUCGAGCCGACAGUCGUCGAGGAGGUGGUUUCUCAGCUUGAAGUCGUGGGCGAUGAGGACGAACCGGAGACGAAACAGGAAACAUUCGAACAGCAUGAAGGACCCGCCGAGGACGAAGACGAUGCAGACGAGGAAGAUGAAGACGAGGAGGAUGAGGAAGAAGCGAUCGUCAUUAUCGAGGCACCAGUCGUGCAUUCGUUCCAGCAAGCGCAGCUGGCUUCAGCACAAGUGGUUUCUGUCGCGAAACGCUUGCCGCCAGUGAUCCCUCCUCGUAACCCCAGUCGCAACAAGCUAUCUAUCUCCACGCCUGCGCCAGUGACUCAGACGUCGCCUUCCGAUGCUGAGGUAUCAUCUCCAGCUGCCAAAAGCCCUUCUGUGAUCGAAGAGCAUGAUUCCAAUGAUCUGGAAAGGCAAGAUGAAAGUAUGCCGGUUCUCACAGGCACGCACGACGUUAAGAUCGAUUCAAACGAGCCGGCGCCGAUCGUCUAGAAAGCUCAUCACAAAACCGGGCACCUCGAGGACCCACAUGAUUACCACAAUCACAUAACACCAUCACGAUAUCAUCAUGAACAUGAUAAACACUCACGAGUACAAUGAAUUGAAGGAUGACGCACCGGCUGUCACCAAGUUUGGGAAGCGAAUGAAAUGAUUUUGAGUCAGGCAAAUCGCCGACUUUUGUUCUUGGAGUAAAAUAUUCCUCUUCUCAUGUACAUCACCUAGAUACCAACGUAUUUUCCGAUAGAACUUUCCACUUUGCGACCGUCGUCGACAUGGAGAAAGAAAAUCAUUGGUAUGAAGGCCACAGGAAAACGACGUCGGCUUGUAGCCAAUUGUGUUUUCAUUUGGUCUUGUGCGAUUCCCUGUAUGCUGCCGCUCGAUCUUUCGUAAUACUAUUA